GGUCACAUGCUGCUGUCCCAGCCCUAUCAGGGGCGUCUCCAUCCUGCUGCUGCUGCCGUUGGCUUAGAGGACACAUCAUCUCCCCUUGAGGUCCUGCAUCCCUCCUCAGCUUCGUUCUCCUCUCCUUUCUACCAGCACUUUCUCAAUCUCUCGUUCACCCCUGCCCUAGCAAGAUUCACCAUGUCGAUUGAGAAGAUCCAUGCCCGAGAGAUCCUGGAUUCUCGUGGGAAUCCCACUGUUGAGGUGGACCUGUACACACACAAAGGCCUGUUUCGAGCAGCUGUCCCCAGCGGUGCAUCCACUGGGAUCUACGAAGCACUGGAGCUACGAGAUAAUGACAAGUCACGGUUCCUUGGAAAAGGGGUCCUGCAGGCCGUGGAUCAUAUCAACAGCACUGUCGCCCCAGCUCUCGUGGGCUCUGGCCUCUCUGUGGUAGAUCAAGAGAAGAUAGACAAUCUGAUGCUCGAGAUGGACGGCACAGAGAACAAAUCCAAGUUUGGUGCCAAUGCUAUCCUGGGAGUUUCACUGGCUGUGUGCAAGGCAGGAGCUGCAGAGAAGGACGUUCCCCUCUAUCGGCACAUUGCUGACCUGGCCGGCAACUCUGAUCUCAUCCUUCCUGUGCCAGCUUUCAAUGUGAUCAACGGAGGUUCCCAUGCAGGGAACAAACUGGCCAUGCAGGAGUUCAUGAUCCUGCCUGUGGGAGCUGAAAGCUUCCGCGAUGCCAUGCGAAUUGGGGCUGAAGUCUAUCAUAACCUAAAGAGUGUCAUCAAGGAGAAGUAUGGCAAAGAUGCCACCAAUGUGGGUGAUGAGGGAGGCUUUGCCCCCAACAUCCUGGAAAAUAGUGAAGCUCUGGAACUCCUCAAGGAAGCUAUUGACAAGGCUGGCUACACAGACAAGAUCGUCAUCGGCAUGGAUGUGGCAGCCUCUGAGUUCUACCGUGAUGGCAAAUAUGACUUGGACUUCAAGUCCCCAGAUGACCCAAGCCGCUACAUUUCUGCAGAUGAGCUGGGUGACCUCUACCAAAGCUUUGUACGUGAUUAUCCAGUGGUCUCCAUUGAGGAUCCCUUUGACCAAGAUGACUGGGAGGCUUGGUCCAAGUUCACAGCCAAUGUGGGGAUUCAGAUAGUGGGAGAUGACUUGACAGUGACAAAUCCCAAGCGCAUUGAGCGAGCUGUGGAAGAGAAGGCCUGCAACUGCCUCCUGCUCAAAGUCAACCAGAUUGGAUCUGUCACAGAGGCUAUUCAAGCAUGUAAGUUGGCCCAGGAGAAUGGUUGGGGUGUGAUGGUGAGCCACCGAUCAGGGGAGACUGAAGACACCUUCAUUGCUGAUCUGGUUGUGGGACUGUGCACUGGGCAGAUAAAGACGGGCGCUCCCUGCAGGUCUGAACGCCUGGCGAAAUACAACCAGCUCAUGAGGAUUGAGGAAGAGCUUGGUGAUGAAGCACGCUUUGCUGGACAUAACUUUCGCAAUCCAAGUGUUCUUUGAACAUUGUUCCGAGGGCACUGCCACUCUGCUGCUCUUUCCCAGGUCACAGUCUCUGAAGCCCUCUUCUCUCCACUGCUCCCCUUUUUGCUCUCUCUUUCUCUCUCCUCUGCCGCCUGCCACUCUCACCUCAAAUCCCCAUGAGUUCAGGUCUGUCUGGCUAGGUGUAUCCAGGUGAAGGAUGAAAGUGAGGCCUACCCUCUCUCCCUUGCUUUGGGAUCAUGAGCAUUUCUGAAUCUAGGCAUUUUGUGUCUUCUGUUUUUGUGCAGGGACCAUGUCUGAGUCACUUUGUUCACAUAUUAGACUAUGGGGGCCUGCCGCCUGGUGUGUUUACGUUGUACGCCGAAACAUGUGCGGUGAACAUAAGCGUGUCGGCUGGUGUGUUUGGACAAGUGUUGCAUCCGUAGCUGUGUUUGGACGAGUGUUGCCAGCGGCUCUCGUGCAUGUGUAUAGGCGUGUGUGUACUGGCCUACAGUGUCAUUUUGCCCCAGGCACGUUUGCGCUGAGCCAUCGUGGGACCCAAGCGUCUCUUCAUUCCACUCUGCGUGUUGUGUUGUAUUGAGCUGUGCUUGUCAGCAGCUUAGUAUUGAACUGCACUGCUUUCUGUCACUCGGUGUAUGUGUGCUGUCAGUCUCUGGGUUAAGCGGCUCUGUGGGGUAUCGUGGGUCAGUGCAUAGUAGCGUGGGGAGUAUAUUAAGACACAGUCGUAAACAAACACAUGCUCUCAUUUGCUUCUCUUGACCUUUUUCUCUCUGUUUCCUUCUCUCUUGCUCUCCUUCACCCUGUCCUCCACCCAUAACGUCUGCGUCACCUUCUGGACAACCCAUGCUCAGCUGAGCAACAGACAAACUACAGAACCCUAAACUCAAUUAAAAUGUAUUUCACACCUGA
This is a messenger RNA of Struthio camelus australis, 2373 nucleotides long. RefSeq names its product enolase 2 (gene ENO2). Gene Ontology annotation, biological process: glycolytic process. Gene Ontology annotation, molecular function: phosphopyruvate hydratase activity; magnesium ion binding. The record is from RefSeq and is a predicted model, not a curated record. Lineage: Eukaryota; Metazoa; Chordata; Aves; Struthioniformes; Struthionidae. Gene Ontology annotation, cellular component: phosphopyruvate hydratase complex.